Messenger RNA from Bombina bombina (fire-bellied toad), 2113 nucleotides. It is a transcript of the gene GHITM, whose product is annotated as growth hormone inducible transmembrane protein. Bases 134 to 1180 code for a protein of 348 amino acids. The transcript is spliced from 9 exons. NCBI's taxonomy places the organism in Eukaryota, Metazoa, Chordata, Amphibia, Anura, Bombinatoridae. The record is from RefSeq and is a predicted model, not a curated record. Gene Ontology annotation, cellular component: mitochondrial inner membrane.
CUUCAUGUCCCAGUUUACAUAGCGCGGCGUGGAGGAAAUACUCGGGAAGAUUCGGGAAGGUUUCAGUGAGUUACAUCAUAGUUUGGCCGGAAGCUGCAGCAUUUUGUAUUGGAGAAAGUGAUCUUGAGACAGAAUGUUUGCAGCCAGGUUAGUAUGUCUGCGAAGCCUGCCGUUGGGGGCACUUCAUCCUACCAUGACCCAGGGAUCACCAGCUAUAAGAAAUUCAGCCCUCAAAACAAACCAGUGGCUUUUAAAGCCUAACCAGGGUUAUUCCACCAAAAGCAGGUUUGGGUUACGCCGUGCCAAGUCAGCUCGUGAGGAAAUCAAAGAAGCAGCGUUUGAACCAUCAAUGGGCACAGCAGCUCGGUUUGACCUAACCGGGCGACUGAUUGUUGCUGGUGGUGCCGUUGUUGGUCUCGGAGCUCUGUGCUAUUAUGGGUUGGGAAUGUCCAAUGAAAUUGGCGCCAUAGAGAAAGCUGUAAUUUGGCCUCAAUAUGUGAAAGACAGAAUCCGAUCCACCUACAUGUACUUUGCUGGCAGCAUCAGCCUCACAGCCCUAUCUGCUGUGGCUGUUAGUAGGUCGCCUGCUCUUAUGAACCUGAUGAUGAGAGGAUCAUGGCUGGCCAUCGGGGCAACAUUUGCAGCAAUGAUUGGUGCUGGGAUGCUCGUGAGGUCUAUAUCCUAUGAGCAAAGCCCUGGAGCUAAACAUCUUGCUUGGUUGUUACAUGCAGGUGUGAUGGGCGCAGUGGUUGCGCCAUUAACCUUGUUGGGGGGUCCUUUGCUUAUCAGAGCUGCCUGGUACACAGCUGGCAUUGUUGGUGGUCUAUCUACUGUGGCUAUGUGUGCCCCAAGUGAGAAGUUCCUGAAUAUGGGAGGGCCCCUGGGAGUGGGUCUGGGCCUGGUGCUUGCGUCAUCCAUUGGGAGUGCGUUCCUUCCCCCUACCUCUGCAUUUGGGGCUGGCCUCUAUUCCAUUGCUAUUUAUGGCGGACUGGUGCUUUUCGGCAUGUUCCUUCUAUACGAUACACAGAAAGUUAUCAAACGCGCUGAGACACACCCAUUGUAUGGAGUACAAAAAUUUGACCCAAUAAAUUCGUGCCUGGGGAUAUACACAGAUACCCUGAACAUCUUUAUCCGUGUGGCCAUGAUGUUGGCUGGUGGAGGUGGGAACAGGAGGAAAUAAAUCAGUGCUGCACUCAAAAUCCUAUAUUGUUCUCCCUAGCAGUUUGCUUUAAUUCCAGACUAUAAAUAAAUGCUAAUAUAAACAUCUUCAGCAAGAUUAUGUUUAUUGUGGGCAACCAAGGUAGAAACGCGUUGAUUUAAUCUAUUCUGAAAGAAUAAGCACUCGGCCCCUGUGUAUAAUUUAAGAUAGGAGCAUAGAAAUAUUCAUUUUAUCAUUGGUGAUAAAUAGCACAGAGUGGAAGACGCAGGUUAAAAUCAAUUAACAUCCUGAUGAAAUUACAUUGCUUUGGAAAAUAAACACUAGAUCUUCAUAAAUUCUUUCAACAAAAGUGCGUUAUGCUGCAGCUGAAAGAUUCGUUCGCAAUUGCCUCUCCAGCAAGUAUGGGGAUUUAUAACCACGCAAUACGUUUCAUCCUUAUUUACAGAGAAUGGUCUGAGAAAUUAGCUUUAGCAUUUUAAAUCUGGAAGAACUGCUGUAUCCCUAAAAUUAGCAUUCAUGUUGAUUCAAAACAUUCACAACUUAUAUAAAUUAUCAAAUUUACUUUGUUCUUUUUCUAUCCUUUUUGCUGAGAUGGGUGAAUUGUCUGGCAGCAAUUUGCAACAGUGUUUUUAAGUGUUAUACAUAAUACAGAUAUUGCUGACUUAUGGUGCUCCAGGCACGUGCAUGUACCUAAGCCUGCCUACCUACUUUUCUACAAAGGAUACCAGAAGAACAAAGUAAAUGUCAUCUGAAUUGUGGGGGAAAAAAUGGGUUUGAUGUUCCUUUAUAUAUAGUCUCAUCUUUACAAGGAAACAUUACAGCUGUGUUUGCACAACUACAUAUUUUAUUCAGUAUUUAGUGAUCAGUUUAAGUUAUUGUUCAAAAGAGAUUUAAAUACAACGUAGGUAAUUAAUUUGUAUUUUUGUUAACAUAAUAAAAGAAUCUUUAUUUUGA